AUGGCUAUUCCCAAUACCUACGGGGUGAUCUUUGCCUGCACCUGUGGAGUGAUCCUGGGCAUCGGGCUGUGUGCCAACCUGCUGGUUUUCUCUUUGUUUGUAAAGCACAACACGUUACGUAAGAACCGCCUCGACAUCCUCCUACUCAGCAUGGCUCUGGCUGACUUCCUCACCCUCCUGCUCAUCCCCUUCACCCUGCACUCUGCUGUUACCCACUCCUGGCCUCUGAGUAACACCUCCUGCAAGGUCUACCAGUUCCUGUUAGCCUUCAGCCUGGCAGCAAGCACCUACUCGCUGUGCGCUGUGUCCGUGACCCGCGCCAUGAUCAUCACCAACCCAUACCAGCCACCCACGAUGGACCUGGUCGUCCUCAUGUUUGUCCUGGUCUGGGCCCUCAGCUUCUUCAUCAGCCUGCCGUUGCGAAUUUUUGCCACCAAAGAGAGCUUGAGCCCAAGUCUGACAAACUUCACCUUCUGCCUUCCAACCAUCCAUGAGCAUCACUACCAAGUGAUCCUGAGCCAGUUUGUACUGUACUACUUUGUACCAAUGCUGGUCAUCGCUUUCAACUAUGUCCGCCUGGCUCUUUUUCUCCACAAGAGCCCUGUAAUGUCAGUGUCCAGUGCCAGGAAUACCCGCAGAGCCUCCGUCAUGGUCUUCUUGGCUGCUGCUACCUUUUCAGUGUGUUGGCUGCCGGGUUACGUACUGGAGCUGUGUGUGUACCUGGAGCUGUACAGCCAAGGAUCGGCUUGGGAGAUGUUCUACUUCGUUUGCACUGUGCUCCAGUACCUGCACCCCUGUGUCAACCCAGUGCUCUAUGUGCUGCUGUCCAAGCGCUACCGCCACAGGAGGGCAGCCUGGCUCUUCAGCUGCAAUAGGAACAGAGUGCAACCACAGGUCAUCAGCGUCCCCACAGACAGCUUUUAG
This is a messenger RNA of Scomber japonicus (chub mackerel), 924 nucleotides long. Its product is annotated as galanin receptor 2b. The record is from RefSeq and is a predicted model, not a curated record. Bases 1 to 924 code for a protein of 307 amino acids. The transcript has a single exon. Gene Ontology annotation, cellular component: membrane. Gene Ontology annotation, molecular function: G protein-coupled receptor activity. Gene Ontology annotation, biological process: G protein-coupled receptor signaling pathway. Lineage: Eukaryota; Metazoa; Chordata; Actinopteri; Scombriformes; Scombridae.